Molecule: messenger RNA, 6053 nt
Organism: Salvelinus fontinalis (brook trout)
Lineage: Eukaryota; Metazoa; Chordata; Actinopteri; Salmoniformes; Salmonidae
Product: protein STPG4-like
Exons: 7
Coding region: 248-967 (239 amino acids)
Biological process (GO): epigenetic programing of male pronucleus
Cellular component (GO): female pronucleus; male pronucleus; germinal vesicle
Molecular function (GO): chromatin binding; histone binding
Source: RefSeq, a predicted model, not a curated record
CUGUGUGACGUUACAAAGGAAACACUGUCACAGUAACUAUGACAAUAUUCAUUUGUGUCAUUAUCAACAUCUUAAACUUCGACCUGGGUCACACAGUGUCCGCUGCAUCUCACAGUGUCAGCUUGUUGAAAAAUGGAUUGUUGGUGGGGCUGCUACUAGUAACAGUCACGGUCUGAGAAGCUGUAACUCUAUCGCUGUUGAACAAACAGCAGACGGCAAAGUGCAUACACACAGUACUGGGAAAACAAUGACCGUAGGAAAAAAUAUUUCCAAAGUUAGUGACAUAUCCCGCGAUGAUGCGUCAUGCAGGACAGAGGAGAGGCAUCUACAGGGCAAUGAGAAAGGGGACCAGUGUGACAGAGGCAGAUGGUGGAUGGGUACUUUGAAAGAUACGCCCAUCCCUGGGAGUUACCACAUCCGGGACUUCAUUGAGGAGGCUGGCCUGAAUCCGGUCCGUAGGACGUAUGGCUUUAAGGGUACGGGGAGAGACACCAAGAUGCAGAUGCGUAAGGGGGACUUGCUGCUGCCGGGAGCCUAUUGCUUCACUGACUCCACCCAGGAGGCCCUCAAAUGCCAGGCCUCCUACUCCUUUAAGAGCUGCACCCGCCCAAAAAACUACACUCUGGGUAUCCGCGACAAGGAAAUAGACCUUUCACCAUGCCACUACAAUGUGACCCAGAAACCAGUGCCCAAGAUACCCUGCAAACACGUGAUGUUUCGUUCGGCAGUGCAGCGUGCCAGCUUUCUGCCUAGAGAGGGCCCUGCUCCUGGACAUUACAAUAUGAGGACGGGCCCGACCAAAGGAGUCACGUCCUGUUUCAGAUCCACUGUGCCCCGUCUUCACAGUGUACGCUCGAGGACUCCAGGACCGGGGACCUAUGAGCCGUCCUGGCAGAUGGGUCACCGUCUGGGGACGGAGGCCAACAUGGGCAGGGCCCACGGUCUCUUCUUCCGCAAUGUCUUCUAGAUCGUCCAACAAGUGUCAUCCAGCCAUCCCUUUUUAUGACUCCCUAGUUCCCCCACUUCUACUGUCUGAUAGAAUGCACGUGACACUGGGUGAUCAUGUAGUUUAUUUUCCCUCUGAGUAAAGAACCCUGAUUUCGUUGUCAAAUGCACUUGACUACAUUUACCCACAAACGCAUCUCUUAUUAUUACCAGACACAUAGGCCUACCAUUAUCAAAUGCAUUUGUUUUGCCUUAGUCAAUUUUAGAGACACUAACCAGGGAAACGAAACAAUAUUCAUCUGCAUUGCAACCCUGGUUGCCUGAGGGCUGGAUUCAAUCCGUAGAAGAUCGGCGUUAGAGCGGGAUUGAAAUUUAAAGCCAGUGUUUUCACAUAGACUGUAUUCAUGUUAAAAGAUGCAUAUCUCGGCUCUAUCGAACAUUUCCUAAAAAUGUCCGAUCUUCGGCACUACGGAUUGAAUCCAGCCCUUUGUACUUCUGCCUACCCCAGUUUCUCUCCCUCUCUCUCUGCUGGCAGCCUGUCUGGCAGGCUGUUGUGCCUCCACACUAUCUGCUGUGCUAUGCACUCGUGAGUGAGGGGGGAAAUGCAGUUCAGUCAUCCAUCACAUGCACAUAGCUGGCAUGCUGCACAUUCAACAUUAGCGGAGCAGCCAGUGUCACACCACGAAAGGGCUAUUCUUAUCACUACCUAUCCUUACUGUCAAUGAAAAAAACUCACACGGGAUCAUGUUGGACUCAGGUUACACUGACAUAGACCAUAGCCUUGAUAGGAAUCAGGCCUGUGGAAGGUAGGCCAAGUAGUUGUUUUUAAAAAAACAUUUAUUUUUUUUACAAUAGAUCGUUUCGGUCCUGGAUGCUCUGAUAGUCUGAAACCACAAGAGAAAAUACUCUUCUCUCUGUGCAGCUAUGAGAUACAAAAAAAAAAACGAAACAGGGAGUACUUGUUCUUGACGUCUUUUGAGACAUGACUAUGUAUCUCACUCGUUCCAUUGCCCUGUAUAGAUGUCAGUUCAAAAUGUCUGCAUUCUCGCAAUAUUCCCAAACAUAUCCACAAUGUCAUUAUCUUAGCACAUCAGUUUAAACAUUCCAACACUUCGCGUCCUUGUCUUCAGCUAGCGACACAUACGAGCGGCUCAAGUGUUUCAAGAGCAGGGCUCUUAUUGACUUUGUCAUUAUGUAGGGGACUAAGGAGAACACUUUGAGGCUGACAGAAAGACAUCCCUAUUAACAUGGGCUAUAAGCCUGGUCCUGUAAGUGGGUAAAUCCCUUUGGAUUUAAACAAAACUGUUGUUACAUGUUUGCCAAUGAAAGAAGUGCUCAGAAAGUUACUUUUUUGGACAUGAAUGCCAAAACAUUGAGGAAAUAAAAGGUGCUCAAAAUUGACCCAUUUUGCAAUCCCCACCAUACCAUGAGACAUCCAUGUCUUCAUCACUGGAAAAUAUAAACAGUUGAGUUUGAUAUAAUUUAAAACCUUACAAACAUUUCUGGUGGAUGCAUCAUCGCUGUAGGCUGUGGUCAGGUGAACACUAUAGCCAGCAACUGGUAGCCUAGUGGUUAGAGAAGCGAGCCAGAGGGUUGCUGGCAUCGUCCUAGUUACCAUCACCCUUGUACAAGGCCCCAAACCCCCAUAUUGAGGACUUAGCACGACCCCUCUUUUAGGUCCUGAGUCAAUGAAAGACAUUGGUUAGGCUGACCACAAUGCCUAGCGCCAUUUAUACCUGGUUCUAACAUGUGUCCUGAUCUUGUCCACAUUCCCAUUGUGCCCACAUUUUCAAACAUGUGUCACUUACAUCAUCCAUCUGCUGUGUCUGCAUUGUGACCAGAUUUCCUGGUCCUUCCCUGAAUACACAUUAUUUUACAGAUAUUCUUUCAAAAUAAGAUUGAUCCGGGUCAACAGCAUCAAUGUAACAGUAUAACUUUAAACCGUCCCCUCGCCCCGACCCGGGCGCGAAACAAGGACCUUCUGCACACAUCAACAACAGUCACCCACGAAGCGUCGUUACCCAUCGCUCCGCAAAAGCCGCGGCCCUUGCAGAGCAAGGGGAAACACUACUUCUAGGUUUCAGAGCAAGUGACGUAACUGAUUGAAACGCUAUUAGCGCGUACCCGCUAACUAGCUAGCCAUUUCACAUCCGUUACACAGGCAACCCAAACAUGACCUGAUUUCUGGAAUAGCUAAAUGAAUUCAGGAUAAUAUUGGGGUGACAUGAUACUGGAUGUUUUUAAAAUCCUCCAAUCCUUAUAAUUGGCAGCUUUGAACAGGAAGUGACCCGACAUCAAACCGAGCAGUUCAAAGAAAUUGCCAUACUAUUUGUGUUUUCCAAUGUUUGAGGUAAGGACGUCUGUCCUGAAUUGGCUCAUACUGUCUCUGGAGAUACAACAACACAUCACUCUAAAGAUUGAUGAACCCACGACGCCAAACGAGCGAAAACAGCCUUUGUUUACAAUGCAAUGAACCAAGAUGGCCACCCCCACACAAUCUACUGCUGCUUCCUCCCUUCCUUGUAUUACAUGACCACCGUGAAAAACUCCAGCCCUCUCACGUAGCCCAAUGGUAAGACAUGAAGACAGAGCUGUCAUGGAGUAUUGUUCACUUAUGUCCUCUCCGGCAGGGUCACAUCCAUUCCCAUCGCCACCACGGUGUUGACGGCUGGCUAAAGAAUUCAGAAGGCAGCAUGACACCAAGGCAGAUGACCAGGUAUCUCUUUACCAUGUAAUUGACAGGUGCGAUAGGCCGGACAUUACAGCUCUAUUAAAUGACAUAUUAAAGUUUAAUAAGGUUGAAUAGGCUGCUGUUAGUGAAACAAGGGGUCAUUGUUUAUCCCGUAAUGACGCUGGCAUGAUGUUGUGCACAUGGACACGGACCAAGGCUGUUUGAGGGCGAUCAGGUGAGUCGGAUUGGUGAAAUAGAACCCGGGGGGCAAGGUUGGUGAUAGCUCUGCUGCUGUACCUCAUUUACACUAACUGGCUAACCUCAAAACAUUAUCAAGGAGAAUACGUUUCAAUUGGAUACCUGCUGCUUCAAUGGCUGCUGCCUCGUGUGUCAACAUCGUUGAAUGUAUUGUUUGAUUGCCGGUUCCUUUACUGAUUGUUAAAGAGAUAUGACCAUGUAGGUUUAUGUGAAAACCCACACCAAUGACCUAACAUAAUUGCCCUCCAGGCCUGAAGUUCAGAUUGCCACACAUUACCUAUUGUUAGCAUCCACUCUAUUAAAGGUCCAAUGCAGCCAUUUUUAUCCCAAUAUCAAAUCCUUUCUGGGUAACAAUUAAGUACCUUACUGUGAUUGUUUUAAAUUAAAAUGGUCAAAAAGAAGAGACAAAAUGCUUCUUGGCAAAGAACACUUUCUCAAUCAAUAAUUUUGCUAGGACUGUCUGGAGUAGGGAGGGGAAAACUGAAAAAUAUCUGUUAUUGGUCUAUUAACAAAUGUACAACAUGAUGAUGUCACCAGGCAGGCCAAAACUACAUCUCACCACAACAGGCUGAAAUUUCAGGCAGUCAUUUCAAAUAGCUCUUGCACUACAAGGGCAUAUUUUUGUUCAACCUCAUAGUGUGGAAAUAUAUAUACACUACCGUUCAAAAGUUUGGGGUCACUUAGAAAUUUGAAAGAAAAGCAAAUGUUUUGUCUACACUAUAUUUCUGAUCAAUUUGAUGUUAUUUUAAUGGUCAGAAAAUGUGCUUUUCUUUCAAAAACAAGGACAUUUCUAAGUGACCCCAAACUUUUAAAUGGUAGUGUAAAUAUACAGUACCAGUCAAAAGUUUGGACACAUCUACUCAUUCAAGGGUUUUUCUUUAUUUUGACUAUUUUCUACAUUGUAGAAUAAUAGUGAAGACAUCAAAACUAUGAAAUAACACAUAUGGAAGUAUGCAGUAACCAAAAAAGUGUUAAAUAUUUUAUCUUUGGAUUAUUGAAGUAAUGAUGUAAUGAUGGACUGUCAUUUCUCUUUGCCUAUUUGAGCUGUUCUUGCCAUAAUAUGGACUUGGUCUUUUACCAAAUAUGGCUAUGUUCUGUAUACCAAACCUACCUUGUCACAACACAACUGAUUGGCUCAGAUGCAAUAAGAAGGAAAGAAAUUCUACAACUUAAAUUUUAACAUACAGUUGAAGUCAGAAGUUUACAUACACCUUAGCCAAAAACAUUUCAACUCAGUUUUUCACAAUUCCUGACAUUUAAUCCUAGUAAAAAAUCCCUGUCUUAGGUCAGUUAGGAUCACCACUUUAUUUUAAGAAUGUGAAAUGUCAGAAUAAUAAUAGAGAGAAUGAUUUAUUUCAGCUUUUAUUUCUUUCAUCACAUUCCCAGUGGGUCAGAAGUUUACAUACACUCAAUUAGUAUUUGGUAGCAUUGCCUUUAAAAUGUUUAACUUGGGUCAAACCAGACUUGCGGAGAACUACACAUUUUUUUCUGAGGUCUUUGCUGAUUUCUUUUGAUUUUCCCAUGAUGUCAAGCAAAGAGGCACUGAGUUUGAAGGUAGGCCUUGAAAUACAUCCACAGGUACACUUCCAAUUCACUCAUAUGAUGUCAAUUAGCCUAUCAGAAGCUUCUAAAGCCAUGACAACAUUUUCUGGAAUUUUCCAAGCUGUUUAAAGGCACAGUCAACUUAGUUUAUGUAAACUUCUGACCCACUGGAAUUGUGAUACAGUGAAUUAUAAGUGAAAUAAUCUGUCUGUAAACAAUUGUUGGAAAAAUUACUUGUGUCAUGCACAAAGUAGAUGUCCUAACAAACUUGACAAAACUAUAGUUUGUUAACAAGAAAUGUAUGGAGUGGUUGAAAAAUGAGUUUUAAUGACUCCAACCGAAGUGUAUGUAAACUUCCAACUUCAAAUGUAUAUACACUACCGGUCAAAAGUUUUAGAACACCUACUCAUUCAAGGGUUUUUCUUUAGUUUUACUAUUUUCUACAUUGUAGAAUAAUAAUGAAGACAUAAAAAAAAAAAAAAGGUUAAUUGAAAUGCAUUCCAGGUGACUACCUUAUGAAGCUGGUUGAGAGAAUGCCAAGAGUGUGCAAAGCUGGCAUCAAGGCAAUGGGUGGCUACUAUGAAGAAUCUCAAAUAUAAAAUAUAUUUGAUUUGUUUAACAGAUUUUUGGUUACUAC